Physeter macrocephalus (sperm whale) is the source of this 3909-nucleotide messenger RNA. RefSeq names its product transmembrane protein 107 (gene TMEM107). The record is from RefSeq and is a predicted model, not a curated record. The transcript is spliced from 6 exons. The coding region runs from base 530 to 952 and encodes 140 amino acids. Gene Ontology annotation, biological process: non-motile cilium assembly; protein localization to ciliary transition zone. NCBI's taxonomy places the organism in Eukaryota, Metazoa, Chordata, Mammalia, Artiodactyla, Physeteridae. Gene Ontology annotation, cellular component: MKS complex.
CCUUUUCUCGUCCACUCCCUUCCCUAAACACGCCUCUCAUCCACACCCUAGUUCAGGAGAGAGGGCCAUUUUCUGCACUCUGCAAAUCCCUCACCAAUCUGAGCAAGUUGUCUGGGGAGUUGGUUGGGGGGAACCAGAAUCAAGGAAGGUUCACGUAUGAGGUCCGCCGACAACCAGGGGCUCUGGGAGAAUAAACGACAGCCGGACAAUGUAGGGGCAUCCACCUCUCCAAGUUCGGCCCAGGGCAGGUGGAAGCUAAACGUAUGCGGAGGAUGGAAGAAAAGAGAGUGUCCAGGCCUCAGGCAUGGCGAUGCCCUAAGGCCGGCGUGGCGGUGACAGUGAGAUUCCCGUCGUAGCCCCCGCUAAUGCGGUUACCAAGGCAACUGGGUGGCACCAGCGCGAGCGGGAAGGCGGAGUACGUCGAAUUUUUGUAGGCUAGCCUGGGAGACUUGAGGAGUGGCCCUCCCUGAGUUUCCAGUCCCAGAGACCACGGCCUCUGCUCCAGGCGGUAACCCUUACCCUGGGAGCCAUGGGUCGGAUCUCGGGACUCGUGCCCUCUCGCUUUCUGACGCUCCUGGCGCAUUUGGUGGUCGUCAUCACCUUAUUUUGGUCGCGGGACAGCAACAUCCAGGCCUGCCUGCCUCUCAAGUUCACCCCCGAGGAGUAUGAAAAGCAGGACAUGCAGCUGGUGGCGGCGCUCUCUGUCACACUGGCCCUCUUUGCAGUGGAGCUGGCCGGUUUCUUCUCAGGAGUUUCCAUGUUCAACAGCACCCAGAGCCUCAUCUCCAUUGGGGCUCACUGUAGUGCAUCUGUGGCCCUAUCCUUCUUCAUAUUUGAGCGUUGGGAGUGCACCACAUACUGGUACAUUUUUGUCUUCUGCAGUGCCAUCCCAGCCGUCACCGAAAUAGCAUUAUUCGUCGGCGUCUUUGGGCUGAAAAAGAAACCUUUCUGAUACCUUCGUGACUGGAAGUAGGGAUGAAGGCUGGAGAAGCGAGGGACCACUCACCGCUCCUGGAAGAAGGAAACCAUAGGCUUCAGCCCUCCCCCUAAAACUGCAUUUGGUGGAGGAUGUCAGUGUUAUGGUAAUUGUCUCUCGAAUCUGGAGUUAUGAGUUUUGUUUACAGUUCUUCGUAAAAAUAUAUAUUUUAGGGUAAGAUCAAGACUUAAGGAAUUCCCUGGCGGUACAGUGGUUAGGACUCCGCGCUUCCACUGCAGGGGGCGUGGGUUCGAUCCCUGGUCGGGGAACUAAGAUCCCGCGUGCCGCGCAGCGUGGCCAAAAAAAAAAAAAAAGAAAGAAAGAUCAAAACAUAAAAAUUUAAGGAGAAAAUUGGGGUGGCCAAUCUACUAUAGAAACGGAACAGCCUUGCACUCUUAAGAUACUAGAUGUCGCUUUUAUUUUGGUUAUUACGGUAGAUUUCUGGCGGAAGGGAGUGGGCGGGGAUAUGUAAAUAAAGUGAGGCGGCCGGGUAGGACAGCAAACUCGUAAAUGAGUGGAGCCUUCUGGGAGGAAUUAGCCUAUGCUUUUUUGACGCCAAAUGCAAAAAUAUAUUUUGUAACAUCUGCAAAUAAAUGUAGCAACAGAAAUGGAAGAAACUAGAUAGCUUUAGGUUGCGCGGGCUAACGUGUUGGGUUCUCACCCUCGCUCAUAGUGGAAUCUUUUUCCCAGAGUAUGGAAUGCCCCAAAUCGUGUGGUAUCGUCAGGUAGGAUAAUCCUUACCUGUUUCUCCUUUUGGAGAACAGAAUAGAAAAUGAUGAUUGGAGCUCGCAUGAUUUCGUGAUUAACGGCUGUGCGUGAUCAGGCUUUGCAACAUCCUGAUUGCUCCUUUCUGAUUCUUUCUGACGAUCUUAAACUUCUGUGUUUCUUUUUUUGUGUUUCACGAGAAUAAUCACUGGUUAAUAUCACUUAAAGUUUUUAAUGACGUAUUAUGCGUUUUUGGUUUUUUUGGACAGUGGGUGGUUUGUGUCUGUUAUUGGUUGUUCUUCCGAAAGUUUCAGCAUCGAAACUUACGUUUCGUUUUCCAGAAGACAAUUGUGUGUUCUGAUAGUCUUCUUGUAGUUGGAUUCUCUAUUCAGGAGGCUGCUGAAGCUUUUGUUUUCAGUUAGUGGUUUUAAGAAGAGUGUUCCAAUUGUGCUUGGUAUUUUAUAGCAAGGAUACGUUAUAAGAGAAACUCAGGGCUAUUUUAAAGAAGCAAAAAGGCAUGCAAGGAGGUGCUUUCUGGUGGUGCUCUGCAGUUAAUUCCUAUACGUAGAUAACCUUUUCCUAGCUCUUUGUUUUCUGGCAGUGCUUGUUUGUGGAUACUCAUUGUAUGCUUUAGUAGGUACUGAGAGUGGAAAUAUUUGGUUCUCGGCCAUCACAGAUAUUGCGGCUCACGGAAAGAGACAGAAGUUUCUGGUACUCUCACUAGAGUAGUUUAAUUCUAAAUUGUGAUGAAAGCUGCAGAGGCGAUUUACAGGUGCUACGAAGGAGUGAUGAAUUUGCCCAAGGUGGCAGAAGUGCUGCUUCUCAGGAGCUGUUUAAGUGAGGACCUAGAGUGUGGUUGGAGCAGAGAGGAAAGGGAGCAGGUUGUCCACGAGGAAAAAAAGGUGGACCUUUGUAAGGUCACGGGUUCGAGCACUGGCUCAGGAGGAUCCAACAUGCCGAGGAGCAACUAGGCCCGUGCGCCACAACUACUGAGCCUGAGCUCUGGAGCCUGCAAACCACAACUAUUGAAGCCUACACGCAUAGAGAGCCUAUGCUCCGCAACAAGUGAAGCCAUGAAGCCACGACUAUUAGAAGCUGGCGCACCGCAACGAAGACCCAACGCAGUCAAAAAUAAAUUAAUUAAAAGAAAAUCUUGGGCUUCUCUGGUGGCGCAGUGGUUGAGAGUCCGCCUGCCGAUGCAGGGGACACGGGUUCGUGCCUCGGUCCGGAAGGAUCCCACAUGCCGCGGAGCGGCUGGGCCCGUGAGCCAUGGCCGCUGAGCCUGCGCGUCCGGAGCCUGUGCUCCGCAGCGGGGGAGGCCACAGCAGUGAGAGGCCCGCGUACGGCAAAAAAAAAAGAAAAAGAAAAUCUUGAAGUGUCAUGUCUGUAGGCCGUUACACUGUGAAUAGCACAGAAAGUUGAGGAUACAUUCCAGGGUUUGAAAACUUGUCAGUUUCAGCAAAGAAAUCACUCAAGUCAUUGAGGAAUCUGUGAGGUUUCAGCAUAUCGUGUGUUUCAUUUUUGUCUUACUCAAAAAUGAAAAUGAAAACAUCAACCAACGUUCACGCUGGAACUGCACUUGUACUUAGGAUAUAUAACUCCAUUUAUGAAAUCAUGGAUACAGAGUAGAAUUUACAAUAAAGAAUAUUGUACAUUUUAUUAUUUGCGGAUUCUGUUACGUAUCCUUUAUAUCAGUAAAAUUUAUGAUAAACUUAUGUACAUACACAAAUGCAUACUUUUUUUGGAAAGUGGGUUGUUAAACAUUUACCAGCACUUUCUUGCUCCUGCAAUCCCAAGAAACCUCUCAUCACCAAUGAUUUCCUUGUUCCUAAAUCCAGAGAUUCCCUCUCAGACUAGAGUUUGACCUCUUUCCAAUAUGUUGACCACUCCCCUCGUUUGAAAUUUGUUCUCCCUUCGUUUCUGAAAUUAGUUCCCCUGGCUUACCUCCCACCCUUCUUAGGCUCAGCUAAUGAAUACUGACUGAGAACCCACAGCUGGCCAGUCACUGGGGACAUAUUACCGGAUUGCCGCCUCUGCUUGCCUCUUAAGUGUCGGUGGUCAUUACUCCUUGGGUGACUUCAUCCACCUCUUGUCUUCAGACACCACCCAGAUGCUGCUGGUUUCCAUGCCUUGGCUCUCUUCUGUGUUCCCCAACCUGGGGCAGAGACUGGAAGCGAGCUGUGGAGCCAAACCUGGGGUUAACGUGCACCCUCUCUCCUUGGUUGUGU